Messenger RNA from Amaranthus tricolor (Joseph's coat), 3611 nucleotides. RefSeq lists its product as uncharacterized. Bases 711 to 3266 code for a protein of 851 amino acids. Gene Ontology annotation, molecular function: protein binding. NCBI's taxonomy places the organism in Eukaryota, Viridiplantae, Streptophyta, Magnoliopsida, Caryophyllales, Amaranthaceae. The transcript is spliced from 15 exons. The record is from RefSeq and is a predicted model, not a curated record.
UUUUUAAUAAAGACGUUUUUAUAACUGUUUCAAUCCGCUUCUAAAGGUUACUCCGAUUUUGAUAACCUGAAAUAUCAGGUUAUCUUCUUCUUCCCUUUGUCAACAACAAAUCUGUAAGACCCAGCAAGAAUUUCUUCUUCCCUUUGUCAACAACAAAGCUUAUUUCCAAUUUAUCCCUCUUUGCCAACAACAAAUCUGUAAGACCCACCAAGAAUCCGAUCCUUUGAAACUCUGAAAACCUCUCUGUUUAGCCCCUUCAAGUCGAGCCGAAGCCCAUUCAGAUUAAGGAAUUUUGAAGAAGCAUUGAAGGAUUGUGAGGAAGCCCUUCAAAUUGACAAUACCAUUUAAAAACCCUUGUUUGUAAAGCUUGCUGAGGAUGGAAGAAGAAAACUUAAAAGCUGAAUUUGGACGAGGAAGAAGAAAAUAAAGAAGCCAUUGAUGAGGAAGAAAGAAAAUAAAGAAGCCAUUGAUGAGGAAGAAGAAAGUUGUUUUUGCUGAAGAAAAAUUUAUUCAACCGGUUAAAGGUCAUUGGAAUUUUUAAAAGCGGAUGCACUUCAAAGUUCAAGCCUUUAAAAAUUAAACAAAAGUUCAAAUCCUUAAAAGCAAAUGAACUAAAAUUCGUACCUUUAAAAUCAAAAUUUCUAAGUCUUUAUUGUAAGUUUCUCAAUUCGACAAAAAUGGCGCUGAUUUUCACGCUUACACCAUAAUCAAUGGCGGAACUACAAGUAGCACAAUCUCACUCCUCAACAACUAGGAAUUCGUGUCAUUCCUACAACAAUCAUCAUCCUAUGAAGAUGUCGCAAUCCCAGCAGCAACCAGAUAAUGAUCGGACCAGCGUCGAAUUGCGGGCUAUUGACUGUAAUCUCGCUUCUCUUUGUGAUCACAUUCAAUUGGAGGGUUUUAACAAUGGCAUUUUCUCUGAUAUUAUUGUCCAUGCUAUGGGCUCCACUUACCAUCUUCAUCGCUUAAUUCUUUCUCGCAGUUCUUUCUUCAGGAAUAUGCUUCAUGGUCCUUGGAAGGAAGCCUCUUCCCCUGUCUUAACUUUGCAGAUAGACGAUAAAAAUGUUAACUCGGAAGCCAUUGCUAUUUCGCUGGCUUACCUUUAUGGGCACCAUCCUACACUGAAUGACAAUAAUGCAUUCCGUGUUCUUGCUGCUGCAUCAUUUCUUGAUCUCCAGGAGCUAUGUGCUAUAUGUACAGAUUUUAUCAUCAAUGAGCUGUGGACUUCAAACUUCUUGGCCUAUCAGGUAUUUGCGGAGAAUCAAGAUUAUGGUUCACAUGGUGAAAGAGUUAGAAAUGCUUGUUGGGGCUACCUUUGCCAAAGUGGUUUCACAGAAUUGAAAGAGGUUCUUCCAAAACUUUCAUCUCAAACACUGCACGCACUGCUGACCUCAAAUGAACUUUGGGUACCUAGUGAAGAGAAACGCUUUGAAUUGGCACUAUAUACGUUGCUCAAGAAAAGUGCUUUAAACAAGGCUGAGACCCAAGAAAAGCAGUUGCAGACUGCAAGUCUGGAAGUAGGAAUAGCAAGUCGUCAUGACUUAUCUGAAUUUAAAGGGAAGAAUAUAACUGAUUCCUGUUGUACUAGAGAUGUGGGAGCUCAUAUGCGCAGUGGGAAUGAAAUCUCCUGCAGUGAGUCAAGUCUGGGUGUUCAAUACCCAUUUAACACAGAACAAUCUUCUCUUGUUACCCACUUCUCUGAGUCAGAUAGAAGUAGGAACUCUUUUUCUUACAUCAGACCGCCAUUCAGUUUUGCUGCAAGUGGAGGGGGACUUGAUGGUUCACUUGUAGAAGGACCAUCUGAAGAAAGCAUAUGUUGCCAAUUCAAUAAUUCUGGUUGGCUAUCUGAAAGUGACUCAAGACAAUGUUCUUCAUCAUCAAUAAAAUCUUCCUGCAAUGAGAUCAUUUCUGAUGAGUGGGGCAGAAAUGAUUCGGCUUUUUCAUGGGGUGGCAGGACUGUUGGAAGGAGGCAGGUGAAGAGUUAUGGCAAAGAGAACUGUGGGUUGAAAGGGGAAGAAUAUGACACAUUCAUUAACAUUUUUGAAGGAGGUUCAGUUCUGUAUUGCAACAUGUCGUUUGAGGCUCUUUUAGAUGCGAGGAAACAGCUUGAAGAAUUUGGUUUUCCAUGCAAGGCAGUGAGUGAUAGUCUUUGGUUGCAGAUGCUUCUCAGUCAGAGGGUACAAGAAAUAGCUGCUGAAACGUGCAGUAGUUGCUGCCUCAUAGGUUUGGCAUGUGCAUGCAAACAGCCAUUCACCUUUUCACAUGGUGCUGCAACCACAGGCUAUUAUGUUCAAGCGCCUGAUCAGCAUCAGCAUAAUCCAUCUGGCAAUUUUGGUGAGUUUUACCUUGCUGGUUCUGCUAUUGGUGAAGGAAAUGGUGUUUCAAGAUCAGUGAGAGUACAUGCUAGGGGUUCAAAUGAUGGACUUGCUGGCAUUGGACGUGGCGCCACAAUGAGUCCUGCUUCCUCUCAUGCUACUCGAUUUGUAUUUUCUCGUGUUCCCAAUGGUGUGGGAAAUAGAAAUGGGCAGCAAUCUCUUGCGAAUGAUGAUCUGGAAUUUAGACCUGAACAACAUGGUGACAUGUCUGGAGAUGGACUAACUGCUUUGGUUGGACUUAGUGAUGGAGGAAGAAAUUUCAUCAGUGGUAAUGGAGAACAGGCGGAGAGAGCUUAUACCAUGGAUCUAAGAAAUGACUUCAUUGGAACAUCUGUGGCUGGGCCAAGUGGCAGUGGGGUUCAGGUGGGAGAGUCUUCAGAUCAAGACAUUGAUAAUCAAUGCCCGGAUAACACAAGCAAUGCUUCUAUAUCAUUAGAUAUGAAAACACCUCUGAGCCACUUCCCACCAUUUCGCUUCGGGGUUGAAUUUGAGGAUGUCCAUCGGCUUAAUGAUGGUCAGGUUAAGCACUCGCCCGAAGCAUUUUAUGCUGGUUCAUUCUGGAAGAUAAGUGUCCAAGCCUUUAACGAUGAAGAUCCUCAAGGACGUCGCACACUAGGCUUAUUCAUUCAUCGUCGAAAGGCUGAAAUAACGGAUCCUCAGAGGAAGGUGCAUAUGUAUGUAGACUCUCGUAAAAAAGUUACAGCUCGCUAUCAGUUGAUAUGUCCGUCCAAGCGAGAAGUUAUGGUGUUCGGAAGCUUCAAACAAGCAGGUACCCUUUUGCCGAAAGCCCCAAAGGGCUGGGGGUGGCGCAGCGCUCUACUCUUUGAUGAACUUCCUGAUCUGCUUCAAAAUGGUUGCUUGAGGGUUUCUGCCGUUGUACAGCUUGUGUAAAUUCGAAAUUAUUUAUUUGUUCAAUAUAGUUGUAGUGGUAGAUUUGGACUAUUGAGUACCUCUUAACUCUACCAUCGUUUUGAGCUCGAUUUUCAUUCAUAAAUGAUCUGAAUAAUGAAUAUUUAUGUUGUAUUAUUUUAGUCGGAAGUUUAUGAGAAAAAUGAAUAAAAACAUUGCAACAUUUAGCUAAAUUGAUUUUCAAUUACUCUUAUUUAUUCAGUUGUUUAGAAUAUCAAAUCUAAUCAUCGUCGUAUUCAGUGUAUCCUGCUCAUAGGAAUUAUAAUCAAGAUUUGAGGAGGAAUGAAAGACGGCAACCAAUACCAUAAAGAAGGAUGUCACCAAAGA